Molecule: messenger RNA, 3497 nt
Organism: Coregonus clupeaformis (lake whitefish)
Lineage: Eukaryota; Metazoa; Chordata; Actinopteri; Salmoniformes; Salmonidae
Product: protein spinster homolog 1-like
Biological process (GO): transmembrane transport
Cellular component (GO): membrane
Molecular function (GO): transmembrane transporter activity
Source: RefSeq, a predicted model, not a curated record
AUGCUCACAGAACCGGACUGCCGAAUCAUAUAAAAAUCGUCUGUCCUACCGAGUUCCAAACUGCCUCUGGAAGCAACGUCAGCACAAUAACUGUUAUCUCACCACACCGGGGGUCAGUUGAGGACAAUGAUUUUUAACAUAAUUGGUUGAGUAAGGAACAAAAUAUUUGUGGAUUUAUUAUUAAACUAUUUACCAAUGAAAGGCCUUUUUGUUUAGCUAUCUAUUCAGUAUUCAGUCUCUGGUACAAAAAGAAAUGGUCUCAGUUUCAUUGUUGGUCGAUUUCCAGUGGGUGGUGGUGUCAUGUGAGUAAGGGGCGGAAGUUGGAUACCAUUUCAACAUGGCUGAGCCGCAACGAGGAAGAGAAUAACAUAGCUGCGCCUCACAAAAACAUAGCGGUUUACACGUCCGACCAUUUUCUCCAUAAUGCGUCAAGAAAUGUUGAGGCUAGUGUUUAAGCUAAUGCCAUAAAACCCAAGAAAGAGCAGAUCUGACAACAACACAGGACCCGAGACAGUUAGAAACCCGCGAAGACGCAUCAAUCCCGACUCAUCACUCCGUUGACCAUCUACCAGCUGUGAUGUCUCUAGCCGACCCCACCUCGGACACCACACCCUUCUUUUCUGACAGCGAGGCAGAGGGCUCGGAAGAACCUGGUGUGGGGCCUAGCCAGCGCCGGGAAGAGGAAGAGCCAGCCAGCGGAGUGUCCAGCAUGAGAGCAGUGUUCACCGUUAUCGUCCUGUGUUUCAUCAACCUGCUCAACUACAUGGACAGGUUCACCGUGGCUGGUGUUCUGCCUGACAUUGAGCAGUACUUUGGAAUCAGUGAUGGGAAGUCAGGGCUGCUCCAAACAGUCUUCAUCUGCAGCUACAUGUUCCUGGCUCCUGUUUUUGGUUACCUGGGCGACAGGUACAACAGGAAGGUGAUCAUGAGUGUGGGCAUCGGCUUCUGGUCCGUGGUGACGCUCGCCAGCUCCUACACGCCCAGAGAAUAUUUCUGGCUCCUGUUGUUGACGCGUGGCCUGGUGGGGGUUGGGGAGGCCAGUUACUCCACCAUCGCCCCAACCAUCAUCGCUGACCUGUACGUCAAGGAGAGGAGGACGCAGAUGCUCUCUGUCUUCUAUUUUGCCAUUCCAGUGGGCAGUGGUCUAGGCUACAUCGUAGGGUCAAAGGUUGAUGACAUGGCAGGGGACUGGCAUUGGGCGCUGCGGGUGACUCCUGCGUUAGGACUAGUAGCGGUCGUGUUGCUGUUAUUUGUGGUGAAAGAGCCGAAAAGGAGUGCUAUCGAGGACAGACAGGAGCACACCCUCCAAAGGACCAGCUGGCUGGGUGACAUGAAGGCCCUUUGCAGAAACCCCAGCUUUGUGCUGUCUACGUUUGGCUUCACAGCAGUGGCCUUUGUGACUGGCUCCUUGGCACUCUGGGCCCCGGCCUUCCUCUUCAGAGCUGCUGUCUUCACCGGAGAGCGGCCCCCCUGUGUUAAGGGGCCCUGCGACACCUCUGACAGCUUGUACUUUGGCAUCAUCACAGUUGUGUCAGGGAUCCUGGGUGUGGCCAGUGGUGCGGAGGCCAGUAGGCGGCUGAGGUUGAGGACACCAAGGGCAGACCCCCUGGUGUGUGCUCUAGGACUCCUCCUCUCAGCUCCCUUCCUCUACCUCGCCAUCGUCUUCGCUCAGGCCAGCCCCAUCGCCACCUACGUGUUUAUCUUCCUGGGAGAGACCUUCCUGUCUAUGAACUGGGCCAUUGUAGCGGACAUUCUGCUGUACGUGGUUGUCCCCACUCGUCGUUCCACAGCUGAGGCCUUCCAGAUCGUUCUCGCUCACCUCCUUGGAGAUGCUGGUAGUCCUUAUCUCAUAGGAGUGGUGUCAGACUCUCUGAAGCAGACUGACUCGUACCUGUGGCAGUUCCGCUCCCUGCAGCUCUCCCUCCUCACCUGCUCUUUCGUGGCAGUGGGGGGCGGGGCUUUCUUCCUGGCUACCGCCCUCUUCAUCGAGAAGGACCGUCAAUGUGCCGCAAACUACGCAAUCUCAGAUGAUGAACCAAUUGUUGUACCCAAGAGCGGCAGGUCCACGAGGGUGCCAGUGUCCAGCGUUCUGAUUUGAGGAGAUAAAAGGGACGUUGGUGACUCCUGUGGAAGAUGCUGCACCCUGAUUGGUCCCUGUUUCAGUGACCAAUCGCGCAGCAGUGUUUUUACAACUAUGGUCUUUGAUUGUAUUUGUAACAUUUUAGAUUAUAUGGUUUUUAAUACCUUUAUCUGCUGAUGAACAUGGCAGAGUCAGAGCUGCCAAACCUUCCGCUCAUCAUUUCCUUGUGUUUUUGUAGUCACCAACCAGAUAUUCCACUUCUGAUUGUCUUCACAUGUUGUCAUGACAACAUGAGACAUAGUGGCUUAUGAGAAAUGUAUGCAGAGUAAAAGUCAAAGAGCCACAUCAGUGGAAGCCUAACCUCUGUGGCUGGAAGAGGUGACCGGAUAGAAGAAAGGACUUUCAGAGAGGGAAUUUCAGAGGAGAAGCAGCUACUUUACCCGAGGGAGAGAAGGAAGCAGAAAAGCCUUUUUGCAUUCCGAUGCAUGCACCCCCAUUAAAUCUCCUGUUGCAGCCAAUGUGUCGCAGGGUCACAGAUAGGGUGUCACUCUUAGACAGACACUCAUCCGUUAUUCUACAGGGACCAUAUGUCGACGGUAGAGACCUGUGGAAAACCGGCAGGAUAUUUUUCACCCCAGCGCUCUGAUUGCGCUGUAACCACUACAUCCCAACUACUGCUGCUGUACUUCUUGCUUUGGUCUGAAACGCAGAGCUCUGAUUGGCCACGGAACAACUACGGCUGGCCCAUUUCAAAGCCAUUCCAACCAGUGCUGUCAUCCUCCCGUCAACAAACUAAGACUGUAAAUAUGAUGCUUGUCCGUUCAGUGUAACCACAUACUACUUACUACAUACAGUAUCAGACCGAUUUAAAGGGAGUUGGCAGGCACAGGCCCGUGGUACCCGCAUUGGACUCCAAACCCACCGAUCUGUUGUCGGAUGUUGCAUUUUUAACAGAUUAAGCCUAAUAAUCCUUGUUCUGUUUUUAGACCCGUUUUGGUAUAUUAUAAUAAUAACACUAGAUUUGUCCCUCGGCUCCCUAGAAAAUGGUGGCGGGACAAAUGUCUGUUCCAGACAGGUGCAGAAGAUAAUCUAUGGUUUUUAAGACUAUUGUUUUUAUUAGUGGUGUUUUUAUGGAAUGUUCCGGGCGGUCAGGUGUACUUUGGGUUUUUGUGACCUCAUAUAGAGGCACUGAUGUCACAAAGUCCAGGAUAUAAAAUCAGGUCUAUUACAGAGUGUACAUUUCUUAAUUGUCUGAGGAAAAUGUAUAUCCCUUUUUUAAUGAAGGCGUUAAAUUAUUUAAAAAAUAUAUAUUGGUUAUUUUGGAAAGAAACUUUUUAGUUAAAGUUGCUAGUUUCUAAUAUGAAUUUGAUUUGAUGUAACCUUUUGUUGAAACAUUAAACAAUGAGAAAGGACUGUU